Messenger RNA from Rhipicephalus sanguineus (brown dog tick), 2128 nucleotides. RefSeq names its product facilitated trehalose transporter Tret1. The transcript has 2 exons. Gene Ontology annotation, molecular function: transmembrane transporter activity. The record is from RefSeq and is a predicted model, not a curated record. The coding region runs from base 72 to 1382 and encodes 436 amino acids. Gene Ontology annotation, cellular component: membrane. Gene Ontology annotation, biological process: transmembrane transport. Lineage: Eukaryota; Metazoa; Arthropoda; Arachnida; Ixodida; Ixodidae.
UCGCCAAAAGACAAGUUGUUUCUGCAAGACGGCCGCUGUACCUUGCAGUGUUUGCAGCCUACCUGGGCACCAUGGCACUCGGCUUCUCCCUCACCUAUUCUUCACCGGCGCUCCCCGACUUGCGGCCUAAGAUGAACUUUACCAUCGAUGACAGCGCCUGGUUCGGCUCGCUCGUCAAAUUUGGUUCCAUUUUCGGUGGACUGCUAGGAGGGCCACUCGUGAACAUCGCCGGUCGUCGAACAACUCUCUUCGUUUCCUGCGGCUGGUUCCUGGCUGGCUGGUUGUUCAUCAUCUUCGCUAAGUCCAUCCCUCUGUUGUUCGCCGGGCGUGCCGUAACAGGCGUUGCCGUCGGUAUCGUGGCGCCCGCAGUGCCCGUAUUCAUAUCCGAGAUCUGCCCUUCGCACAUCCGUGGCCUGCUCAACACUGGAAGCAAUGUUUUUCUUUUCUGCGGCAUGCUGGCCACCUACGUCCUCGGCAAGUGGCUCACGUACCAGAACCUCGCUGUCGCUCUCAUGGCACCAACAAUACUCAUGGUUGUCCUGCUGUUCUGGACCAAGGAGUCUCCACGCUGGCUGCUCCAGAAAGGCCGCCGCGACGCGGCGCUAGAAUCACUACUCUUCUACCAGGGACCAGAGGGCAAGAAGGAGCUUGCGGCUAUCGAAGAAAGCCUUUGCGGAACCGAAAGCCUCCGCCUGCGGGAUCUGGCUCUUCCGUACAUCUACCGGCCAUUCUUGUGCUUGUUGCUGGUCAUGUUUUUGCAGCAGUCAUCGGUGGUGACCGUCAUCGUCGUUUACACCCACGACAUCUUCCGCGAGGCGGGCACGUCAAUGGCGCCCGAAGACUGCAGCAUAAUCAUUGGCGUCGUUCAAGUGGCCGUGGUAGCGAUAGCCACAUUCCUAACGGACCGCGUUGGUCGCAAGAUUCUUCUUAUAGUCUCCACUUUCGGGACGAGCAUGAGCUUGUUCCUGUUCGGAUACUCAUUUUACCUCAAGCAGCACAGCCCGGACACGUUUGCGAUCUCGUAUACUUGGCUUCCGAUCGUGUCCAUGGGACUGAUGUUCGUUGCGUUCAACGUCGGUAUGUCCCACCUUCCGUGGGUGCUUCUCGGGGAGAUGCUGCCGCUGCGUGUUAAAGGAUUCGCCACGGGAUUCUGCACAUCAUUCGCCUUUGCCUACUCGUUCCUCCUCAUCAAGGAGUUUUUCAGACUGCAGCUGCUUCUGGGAGCGGCAGCUACCUAUUGGCUAUUCGCUGCUUUGCUUCUCGUGGGUUGCGUUCUGUUCUGGAUUUUUAUUCCAGAGACGAAGCAAAAGACGUUAGAAGAAAUUGAGAAGCUUUUUGGAAAGAAAGUAGCAGACUUCGCUAAUGAUGCGGGGAUGAGCUAAAGUGUGGACCAGUCACGACUUUUUUCACACUUCAGUGGCAUCUUAGUUCACAUUUCUACACCUAGCUGCUCCAAGCCCAGAGGUUGGUCGGCCUCAAUGUCUCUACAGAGCUGUUUGUAACAAUAAGCACAGUAUUACUUAACAACUGUACGAUAUUAAGUUUAAAGAGACAGGGCUGGCAGCUCCUCAAGUGUGGGUAUGUGUUUCAUCGAUCCAGAAAACGCGUAACCGAUAACGAACAAUGGCGAGCGAAAGUGCGUGAUUUGCGGUACAGUAACAGCAAGGGUAUGCAAAUGAAAAGGCAGUAAAUUGGUUUAUAUCAAGCAUACGCCUGCAAAACUGUAGCAUAUCGUCAAAUUCUGUGGCUAUUGCGAUUCUACAUCUAAACAUUAUGUUCGCCAUGCUAAAGUAUUAUAGAGUGGUCAAGAAUUUACCUGUUAUGUGUUUCAAGGAAAUCUUUCUGCUUGUCGUGUGUAUUCUCCCACAGUGUACUUAGUUCUCGCGCAAUCAUUGCUCGGCCAUAUGCUUGUUUCAAGUGUAUAGUCUCAUCAAAUAACAUCUGUGACUUUUUUUCGCAAACUAUAUGUGUGACUGUGACGCACUCAUCUGUAAACCACGAGAGUCUGCGAUCAAUAUAUUCGCUACUGGUAUCAAGACAUAAUUUUCGGGGGAAUUUGGCAAUAUCUGUAGUUAAGAACUGAGUUGCUGCCUGCAAUAAGGAACUCGUCGGUAUUGCAACUCCUAGC